AUGGAUGAGCGCCAUGCAAGGCUACAAUCUCUACGAGAACAGAUCCGAGCGGUUUGCGUUCAUGACCAAGCGCGAUGGGAUGCAACGUGGAAGGAAGUGCUUGGUGACUUGAUUAAUUCUCGACGAGUGGUUAUUCCCCCCGAUGUAUUUUUCGACGUGUUGGAGGCGAACAAUGUGGUUCUCGGUCGAUCUGAAGUACGACUACUCUGGUACCAAUUCCAAGAACCCAAUGGGGCUAUGCUAGCAACGAAAUUUCUUCGCUGGAUUGCGCUGAAUGCACCUGCCGACCACGUGGAUCCAGAUCUGCAGUUCACACAGUUGCCACAACCUUAUCGACGUAUUAAAAAGAUUCUGGACUACGAUAUCUUCGAUGGAGCGUGGGAAACUAUCAAGUUGGAAAGCACUCGAUACAAAUCUGAAAGCACCACUCAAGAUGCCACGGAAUCCUCAAGAUCUAGACGAUCGGAAUCAAACCACGACCAAUUAAAGGACUAUGAUGUCGCUAGAAGCCGAUCUUGCGGGCCAUCGCGCCGAAUUCCACUCGAAAGUGAAGCCCAGAAAGUCGUGGGUCACUGUCUCGUACCCGUCGUGGUAGCCGCAAUAAACAACGACAAUGCGCCAACUCUGAGAAUUAUAAGCACAAGCGAUGACAAUGUCAAGGUAUUGGGAGAUUUUCCCAUCGCAUUUCCACUUGAGGCCGUGGCUGCUGGGACUGCAGAGACCAUCACAAACACUCACGUGUCGAUUAAACAGCUCAGCGCGCUCCAACUAGCAACUGAGAGCAGCUGCGGUCUUGCUGUUCAUGUCAUGGAGACCACGACUACCGAGUUUGUGAGCGCAGAUCUAAGCACCGAUGUCCAGCUUCCAACGUCAGCAACUCGCGAGUGUGUAAACAUCUACACAGUAAAAACCUCAGAGACCGAGUUCUGUCAACUCGUUGCUGUUGUGACUCCGCAAAGUCCUGAGUCCUCGAUUUCUUCGAUUAUUUUGUCCCCCGACUCCAAGUUCCUCGCUGUCACAUCCGUAAGCUCUGCAGUUGUUGCCUUGUACUUCAUUGACCACGACCAAGGUGAACAUCAGCCGUUAGCGUUGACAUCUCCAGCCUUUCGAAUCGAUCCGGAGUCAACGCGCUCGUCUUCAACGGAAGAAGAAUGCAGACCUAAGGUCCAUUUCCUAGUGGCACCAUGUACUAGUCGUCCUCAGACACGAGUACCUAACACGUACGCACUAGCAGUGUGCCACGAGCUCAAGUUACUGAAGUACGUGCUCCCGUCUACAGAUAAUACCAGUGCCAGUUCGUCUCCUGUUCUCUUAACUCCAGUGAGAUUAUGGGAGCAUUUGGCUAAGAUCACAGCUUCCGCUCAAGAUCUCACGACGCAGUACGUCGCUGUAGGGUGUCAAGAUGGCUCCAUUGUCGUGUGGGACGUGCUGCGCGACGUCGACUACGCCUUCCUCUCGUCUGAAGACAAGGCUUCGAUUAGCAGCGUCAUCUUGUACCAGGCUGAAUACGUCGUAGCACUCUCGAAAGCCCAGCAACGACUCUACUUUUUCGACGUUAGAGAACGCGGUAAACUUGUACUGACACGUGUAGUAUCCAGUUCGAUGACAAGUCUUACACUGUCAGCAGCAGAUAUCCCCCUGGCGCUUGUGCAGUUCUCGAGCGGAAUGGUCAUUUUCUAUGACGUCAGGACGGCUGAGGCGAUCGGCAGCCUAGCACAGAGUUCUAGUUCGAGUAUUGUGGGCAAUCAGGAGGUACUUGCUGCAGUUGCAGAACCUCCUGAUGCACAGGUGAACGUGUACAGCUGGCGUGAUAUCCUCUUGGUGUGUUUCCCUUCCUUCCAGCGUCAAGAAGAACUGACCAGCUCGAACAUCAAAAAGCUCUUCUCCAGCGACACAGGUGCAGGCUCUCUAGCUUUUGCUCCAUCAAGUAUCACAACGCAAAGCACCGCAGUCGACCUCCUUGAAACUGUGCUCUUACGGAUGGCUGAUGAGCUGCCAUCUCCUCAACGCGGCCAGAAAUCAUCCGCUCCGUCACCAAUAGCUCUGCACUCCACAUCGUACGCCUCACUGCCCAGUCCAGACCCUCACAAUAAGCCUACAGACAACAGUGUGAUGCUACAGCCAGUCGUCCCCGACCACAACGCGUUCUUCGAGCAAUACUGCAAUGAGAGUCUCGACACUCUAGCCAUCGCAGACAAAGAAGCCACACUGCAUCGUAAACGUCGAGAGCUGCUCAAGGUCAUGGUAGCUGGAGGAGCCUGGUAA
Phytophthora nicotianae INRA-310 is the source of this 2265-nucleotide messenger RNA. RefSeq lists its product as hypothetical. The transcript is spliced from 4 exons. Bases 1 to 2265 code for a protein of 754 amino acids. Lineage: Eukaryota; Oomycota; Peronosporomycetes; Peronosporales; Peronosporaceae. Gene Ontology annotation, molecular function: protein binding. The record is from RefSeq and is a predicted model, not a curated record.